Striga hermonthica is the source of this 318-nucleotide messenger RNA. Lineage: Eukaryota; Viridiplantae; Streptophyta; Magnoliopsida; Lamiales; Orobanchaceae. The record is from the annotation of a GenBank genome assembly.
AUGGUAGGGGUCUUAAUCAAGUUUUCCAUAGCUUCCAUAUGCUUGCUUGCAGCUCCUGUUGCUAUUCUGUACGGGUUUAACCAUAAGUUCUUCCCUGGAUCUUCUCACAUCUCCCGCGAGUCUGUCACGAUAUGGAGUGGGGUCCUAGCGGUCAUCUCGGUCAAUGUGGUCAUAGCAUUCUACAUUUACAUGGCCAUGAAAGAGCCUUCACAUAAACACGAGCCCGACCAUAAAUUCCUUGCAGAUGCGAAGGCUAGCAUUAAGCAGCACAGCCAAAGUGAAUCUGAAUUGUAUUCACACGGCACGAAACAAGAAUAA